GAGGAGGGAGCUGUGGUGGACAGAGGGCAGGAGGUAGUUAGGGUCUCGCAUAGUGACUGAUGCUUGUGAAUGGAAGCCCUUGGUGGGGUGGCUGGGUGGUGGUCCCUGCGCCAGCCUGAUGCUCUUUCCUGUCCCUGACAGGGUGCAGUACGAGGACGAGCUGCGGGGGGAGAGGAUGCUGCCGGCAUCCUGCCAGCCACCGCCACACUCUGCCCUGGGCCACAACCGCUCCUUCCGCCUGGAGAAGCGGCAGCGGUGGCUGGACAGGAGGCGGGCAGCCAGUGUCGGCGGAUGCCCGGGAUUGGAGCUGCAGGAUGUGACUCUUGGCUCCUUCUCCGCCCAGCUGCCCAGAGAGGAGGCUGUUGCCCAGGAGCGGGGAGCGGACCUGAGCUCCGAAUGCCAGCUGGAUGGCGGCAGUGACAUGAACGGGGAGGGAGAUGCUGCUGCCUCCACCCCAGCCACCACCUUACUCAUCCAGGAGGCUCUGCUCUCCAGGGGCCUGGGUGCUCUGGCCCGGGACCCAUCCUUUGUGACGGCCAUGAGAGCCGAGGUGGCUGCCACCUGCCAGCUGGAGAUGGUGCUGAUGGAAGAGGCCGUGGCCGAGCUGCUGAGGGGAAGGGAAAGCCCGGAGGGAGCAGAGGCCGGUUCCACCCACUGACACUCCUUGGCCACGUCCCUGCAUAGCUCCCCUGGGCCCGGCAUGCCUGGCUCCCAGAGGCCAUCUCCAGCCCCUGCCUGUGAGACGCUGCCGGGGAUCCCCCUCGCCAACGGUGCCAGCCGGGAGGUGCUGCCUGUUUGUGGGCUUUGAGAGGGUUACCGUGGAAACACAGCAGCAUCUCCUCCCACGCACAGCCUUGACUGGUUGCUCUCUGCCCCAGGCCAGGCAGAUGGGAGCCAGAGAAGGACUCGCCGGGCUGUUUGGGGAGGAGCGGUGAGGGCCUGAACUCCGGGGGCAUUUCCUACAGGGGUGUCUGGUGCUGUGUGGGCAAGGUGCGCCCCCUGCCCUCUCAAGAGCUGUAACGUGUGCGCCGGACAGGUCAUUAAAUCCCUGGCACUGCGAUCGCGCUGCUCCGCUCUGUCCUUCAGUGCUCUGGUCUUCGAUCAGAGGGGGGCCAGCGGAGACCCUUGGGGGCCUGCUUUCCAGCAGUGCUGAGCACCCGCAGCUCCAGCCAACGCCAGAGGGACUCGUGGGUGCCCGUCCCUCUGAACACCAGCCCCCCAGGUGUCUCCAGUCAGGCCUGCCGAAUGAGCGGCCACUUUCCAACUGUGGGGCUGAACAUACAUAGCCAGAGCCGGCCCUUGCCAUCUAGACAAGGCACCUGCUACAGAUGGGGGACGAGGCCCAGCGAGGGGAAGGGGGAGAUUCUCACUAUUUAUCUCGCUCCCUGUGACUGCCAGGAGGCCUCGCCUCUCAUUGUCACGUGAGCCUUUUCAAACCAACGCCGGGGUGACUGGCCAAAGGUCACAGGGGGAGUCUGUGGCCAACGUGGGAACUGACCCCACAUCUGAGUCCCGGCCAGAGCCUUAACCACGAGCCCACCCUUCCUCUGACACGGCAUCCCUUCCUCUGUCCCUGGAGCCACGGCCUGGGCCUGCCCUUGGCUUGGACCCUGAGCUGGGAGGGGCAGCUUGCCCCGUGGUGAUUUAUUAUUGCUAUUACCCUAGUGCCUAGGAGCCCCCGGCGUGAUGCUCGGGGCUGUGCCAGCACAGGAUAGAAAGAAGGUCCGUACCCUAAGGGGCCAGCUCACCACGUAAGCCCUGGGUCAAUCUCCCGUGUCGCAUUGUCUUCGCCCAGGACAGGUGGCAUUUCCGGCCGCUGAGUAAAAUCACACGUGUGUUUUGUUCUAAUCAGCCCAAUAAAGAGGA
Terrapene triunguis (Three-toed box turtle) is the source of this 1866-nucleotide messenger RNA. RefSeq names its product voltage-dependent L-type calcium channel subunit alpha-1S-like. NCBI's taxonomy places the organism in Eukaryota, Metazoa, Chordata, Testudines, Emydidae. The transcript has 4 exons. Bases 119 to 658 code for a protein of 179 amino acids. The record is from RefSeq and is a predicted model, not a curated record.